Messenger RNA from Talaromyces proteolyticus, 1935 nucleotides. Its product is annotated as 2-isopropylmalate synthase. The record is from RefSeq and is a predicted model, not a curated record. The coding region runs from base 1 to 1935 and encodes 644 amino acids. Gene Ontology annotation, cellular component: mitochondrion. The transcript has 4 exons. Gene Ontology annotation, molecular function: 2-isopropylmalate synthase activity. Gene Ontology annotation, biological process: L-leucine biosynthetic process. Lineage: Eukaryota; Fungi; Ascomycota; Eurotiomycetes; Eurotiales; Trichocomaceae.
AUGCCUAUGCUUAAAGAUCCCUCCAAAAAAUACAAGCGAUUCAAACCGCUAAACCUGCCUGACCGACAAUGGCCGAACAAAACCAUCGACAAGCCUCCCCGCUGGCUUGCCACCGAUCUGAGAGAUGGGAACCAGAGCUUGGUAGAUCCCAUGGAUGGAGACCAAAAAUUUAAAUAUUUUAAUAUGCUAGUUGAACUUGGUUACAAAGAGAUUGAGGUAUCGUUCCCGUCCGCAUCGCAAACCGAUUUCGAUUUCACUCGCAGACUCGUCGAGACGCCCGGCGUGGUACCUGAUGAUGUCUGGCUCCAAGUCCUUUCCCCAUGCCGAGAGGAUCUUAUUCGACGCACCGUCGAUUCCCUGAAAGGUUCCAAGAAAGCUAUCCUACAUCUCUACCUUGCCACGAGCGAUUGUUUUCGCCGCAUUGUUUUCGGAAUGACCAAAGAACAAAGUCUGGCAUUGGCUGUCAAGUGCACAAAAUACGCUCGCUCGAUUACCAAGGACGACCCCUCUACCGCUGGAACAGAGUGGCAAUACGAGUUUUCCCCCGAAACGUUUUCUGACACAGAUCCCGAGUAUAUUGUACAGGUAUGCGAGGCAGUCAAGGCCGCCUGGGGACCUACAGAGGAACACCCCAUGAUUUUCAAUCUCCCCGCAACAGUGGAAAUGUCGACCCCCAAUGUCUAUGCUGAUCAAAUCGAAUUCUUCUGUCGCAACAUGACUGAACGCAAGACAUUCGCUGUCUCCCUGCACCCCCACAACGACCGUGGUUGCGCAGUUGCUGCCGCUGAACUUGCACAAAUGGCUGGCGCCGAUCGUGUUGAGGGCACCCUGUUCGGCAACGGAGAGAGAACCGGCAAUGUCGAUUUGGUCACCCUGGCACUCAAUCUUUAUACCCAAGGAAUUCACCCUAAUAUUGACUUCUCUGAUUUGAAUUCGGUCAUCAAGGUCGUUGAAGAGAGUAAUAAAAUCCCUGUCAAUGAACGAUGGCCUUAUGGUGGCCAGCUAGUGGUCUGUGCAUUCAGUGGUAGCCAUCAAGACGCAAUUAAGAAGGGCUUUGUUGCUCGCGAUGCCGCUGGUGCUGACGUUAAUGACCAAUGGGAGAUACCAUAUCUGCCCUUGGAUCCUCAGGAUAUUGGACGCACAUACGAGGCUGUUAUUCGAGUCAAUUCCCAAAGUGGUAAAGGCGGUGCUGCAUGGAUUAUUCUUAAAUCUCUGGAGCUUGACCUUCCUCGCGGACUGCAAGUUGAGUUCGCCCGAAUCGUCCAAAGCGAAACGGAAAGAGUCAGUCGUGAACUUCGUCCGAGCGAGAUUGUCGACUUGUUUGAAAACGCAUAUCAUCUCAAGACGAACCCUCGGUUCACUUUGAUUGAUUACAACAUCACGACCGAUCGAUCACAGUCUCCCGCAGUACCAGAGCCUGGCAAAGCACCGAACACACGAAACUUGAAACGUCGGUUUACGGGUAUCAUUGAAAUCGACGGGAUUCAGCACCCCAUCACCGGUGUCGGUUCCGGUGCUAUUUCGUCCUUGGCGAAUGCACUGUCUAGUCUGGGUAUUGAUCUUGAUGUCCAGGAUUACAAGGAGCACUCGGUCGGUAUUGGCAGGGAGACGCGCGCCGCUACUUACAUCCAGUGCACAAAUGCUGGGUCGCGAGACGUCGUCUGGGGUGUUGGUAUUCACCAAGAUGUCGUCCAAGCCAGCCUGAUCGCCCUUUUGAGCGCUGCUAGCUCGUUCCUUACAUCUCGCGCCGGAUCGCCAGCACCUUUCCGUCCUGUGCGUUCCAACACCAUGACUGACGAUGAUCUGCAAGCCAUCGAACAGCUUUCAGCCACGAUUCCACGUCCCGAUGCCAAAGAAAAAGCAGACACCGCCGGAGUUCUCAACAAGCAAAAGGUUGACGUCGAGGAACUCGAAAAGCGGGUUGAGGCCUUGUAA